AUGAACCUGCUACCAAUCAAGUUCCUGCUCAAGUUAUUUUAUUUCCCGCAGCCCCUCCACCUGCCGGGGCGGUGCUCCGCGCACCCCAGGCUUCCCUCCGGCGACCCCCCGCGGGCUGCAGCAAAAUACGGGGCGCUUCAGCGGGGCGGGGGCGGGCGGCUGCCGCGGAUCCGGCCGACUACAGCCGCAGCUUGGUGGCCUCCGAUUGGCCGCGACGCGGGCGGGGAAGCUCGGCGGCGGAGGGAGGCGGGGGCGGGCGCGAGGGCGGCGGCGGCGGCGGCGUCGGCGGGAGGGAUAGGAGAGGGGAGCGGGCCGCACAGCCAGGCAGCGCGUGCGGCGAGCGCGGGGAGAGCGGCGGCGGCUCGCCCAGCGGCGCAGGGCGAGGACCGGCAGGCGGGUGCCGGUGCGCAGGCAGUGAGGGCGGCUGCGGCGGCAGCUGCGCGGGACGGAGCGGCGGCGGGAGCGGCCGCGCCGGCCCCUCGCCUCACCCCCUUGCGGCCGAGGCCGGAGAACAGUCUACAACUCGCCGGGGGACUGGAGAAGAGGAGUCGAGAAGCGGCCCUCGGCCCCCACGCAGCGGAGGCGCGGGGCAGCGGGGCAGCUGCUCUUUGUGGGCGCAGCGCUUACGGCCCGGAGCGCCCUCCCCGCGGCGCUGUCCCCGGCGUCUUCAUCGCGCCGAGCGGCCCUGGAGCGGGGACUCGGAGGAAGCAAAACCGCGAGCCCGAAACCUCGCGCGGCGGAGCUCCUGGGGAGCGCCAUCCGCUCCACUUCCACCUCCGCAUCCUCCACCGGCCAAGGUCCCCGCCGCUGCAUCCCUCGGCUUCCGCUGCGCUCCGGGCCGUAGCCGAGCCGCCCGCGCUGCCACAGCGGCCGCCUCCGCACACGCUCACAGGCGCUCACACUCACACGCCUGCCGGCCCCGCUCCCCCGCCCCCUCCCCAGCUCCUUGAUCUCUGGGUCUGUUUUAUUACUCCUGGUGCGAGUCCCGCGGACUCCGCGGCCCGCUAUUUGUCAUCAGCUCGCUCUCCAUUGGCGGGGAGCGGAGAGCAGCGGAGAAGGGGGUGGGGAGGGGAGGGGAAGGGAAGGGGGUGGAAACUGCCUGGAGCCGUUUCGCCGCGCCGCUGUUGGUGCUGCCGCUGCCUCCUCCGCCGCCGCCGCCGCCUCCGGCUCCUCGCUCUGCCCCUCUCCGCCUCCAUGUGCCGGAUAGCGGGAGCGCCGCGGACCCUGCUGCCGCUGCUGGCGGCCUUGCUUCAGGCGUCUGUAGAGGCUUCUGGUGAAAUCGCAUUAUGCAAGACUGGAUUUCCUGAAGAUGUUUACAGUGCAGUCUUAUCAAAGGAUGUGCAUGAAGGACAGCCUCUUCUCAAUGAAUAUGUUAAACGAUAUCAGCAUCUUAAAGCUUGA
Messenger RNA from Saimiri boliviensis boliviensis (Bolivian squirrel monkey), 1401 nucleotides. Lineage: Eukaryota; Metazoa; Chordata; Mammalia; Primates; Cebidae. The record is from RefSeq and is a predicted model, not a curated record.